AUGUCUGUUCUACCGUUGUCACCGCAGGCCUGGUCCAGGCUCGCUUGCGCUCUGGUGGUUUCGUGGGGUGAUAUUUGCUCCCUCACCAUCAAGCCUCCUGCAGCAACGCCAAGAUCUCUUACAGGGAGCACCACGGGAUGGUUUCUUCACUACCAGCAAAAUGCAACUGCUGCUAGGGUAAUCACGUUCCCUCUAUUUCGAUUACACGGCUGUGAGAAGAUCCGAAAGCCUCAGUUUUACUAUGUCAUGGUAUUAGAAAGCGAGGAAGAAAACUAG
This is a messenger RNA of Fusarium venenatum, 276 nucleotides long. Lineage: Eukaryota; Fungi; Ascomycota; Sordariomycetes; Hypocreales; Nectriaceae. The record is from RefSeq and is a predicted model, not a curated record.